Messenger RNA from Sinocyclocheilus grahami, 2944 nucleotides. Its product is annotated as bone morphogenetic protein receptor type-1A-like. Bases 294 to 1901 code for a protein of 535 amino acids. Gene Ontology annotation, biological process: cell surface receptor protein serine/threonine kinase signaling pathway; cellular response to growth factor stimulus; protein phosphorylation. Gene Ontology annotation, molecular function: ATP binding; transmembrane receptor protein serine/threonine kinase activity. The record is from RefSeq and is a predicted model, not a curated record. Gene Ontology annotation, cellular component: signaling receptor complex; plasma membrane. Lineage: Eukaryota; Metazoa; Chordata; Actinopteri; Cypriniformes; Cyprinidae. The transcript has 12 exons.
CUACAAAGUUUUUUUUACAGGAGCUUGUGGCUUUGCUCUGUGAUCAGCUCCAGACAGAAGACUCUGAAUGCUGAUACUCAUGAGUACACUUCAUCAUCAUGUGCUGCCACACUUGCUACCCUGUGAGGGUCUUAAACCAGAGAAGGCUGUAAAGAGGCCUUGAAGUCAUCAUCACGUCACAUACUCUUCUUCAGUCUACUCACCUUCACAGCUAAUUGGUGACUUCAUUUGUCUCAAAAGUGGCAGAGUUCAGCACGACCAAGACAGCUAUAUAGAUUCAAAUCUCAGCCAACAUGAUAAAAAGCCACUCCAUGGUCAUCAUCUUUGGCAUUUUGGGAGCUGCCGUCCUUGUCUCGCCGUCGGCUGAGGGUGGGCAGAACCCAGACUACAUGCUUCAUGGCACUGGAGUCAAGCCCGGAUCGGAUCCAAAGAGACCCCAGGCAGGGGACAGGUCCACCGUGGCCCCAGAGGAUGCUGCCCGCUUCCUUAGCUGCUACUGCUCAGGCCACUGCCCCGAAGAUGCCAGGAACAACACCUGCGUGACGAACGGCCAGUGUUUUGCUAUCAUAGAGGAGGAUGAGCAUGGCGAGGCUAUCCUCACCUCUGGCUGCAUGAAGUAUGAGGGCUCUCACUUCCAGUGCAAGGACUCUCCUAAUGCUCAGACCAGACGGACCAUUGAGUGCUGUUCCACUGAUUUCUGUAAUAGAGACCUUCAACCCACACUUCCACCUCAUAUUCCAGGAAAGCCUCCGUUAUGGAAUGCCCACUUGCUAGCCUUCCUGAUCUCCGUGACAGUGUGUUGCUUCACUUUGGUAGCCAUAACUGUGGUUUGUUACUACAGGUAUAAGCUGCAGACGGGACGGAGACGGUACCAAAGAGAUCUGGAGCAGGAUGAGGCCUUCAUCCCUGCAGGAGAGUCUCUCAAAGAUCUCAUUAGUCAGUCGAGCACUGGCUCUGGUUCAGGGCUCCCCCUGCUGGUCCAGCGCACUAUUGCUAAACAAAUUCAGAUGGUACGUCAAAUCGGGAAGGGGCGGUAUGGAGAAGUGUGGCUUGGUCGCUGGAGAGGAGAAAAGGUGGCCGUGAAAGUGUUCUUUACUCGUGAAGAGGCAAGUUGGUUCAGAGAGACAGAGAUUUACCAAACGGUGCUCAUGAGGCACGAAAAUAUACUUGGCUUUAUAGCUGCAGAUAUUAAGGGCACGGGCGCAUUCACGCAGCUUUUCCUCAUUACGGACUACCAUGAGAACGGUUCUCUCUAUGAUUAUCUGAAAUACACCACCCUGGACACACAGGCUCUGCUGAGGCUGGCCUAUUCUGCAGCCUGCGGCCUGUGCCACCUCCACACAGAGAUCUACGGCACGCAGGGCAAACCUGCCAUCGCUCACAGAGACCUGAAGAGCAAAAACAUCCUCAUAAAGAAGAAUGGCACCUGCUGCAUCGCUGAUCUGGGCCUGGCUGUUAAAUACAACAGUGAUACCAAUGAGGUGGAUGUCCCUCUGAGCACAAGGAUGGGGACACGGCGGUACAUGGCACCAGAGGUCCUGGAUGAGACCCUAAAUAAGAACCAAUUUCAAGCGUACAUAAUGGCUGAUAUUUACAGCUAUGGUCUCAUUGUUUGGGAGAUGGCCCGCCGAUGCGUGACAGGAGGUAUUGUUGAGGAGUAUCAGUUGCCAUACUGGGACAUGGUACCUUCAGAACCGUCCUACGAAGACAUGAGGGAAGUGGUAUGUGUUAAAGGCAUGCGGCCAGUGGUGUCUAACCGCUGGAACAGUGACGAGUGCUUACGGGCCAUGCUAAAGCUUAUGUCUGAGUGUUGGGCACGCAAUCCAGCCUCUCGCCUCACAGCUCUUCGAGUCAAGAAAACACUCGCCAAAAUGGUUGAAUCACAGGAUAUCAAAAUAUGAUCAGUUUUCCCUCCAAUACCAGUCUGAGAGAAAUCAUGGAGAUAUUGAUGCUCACUUUUAUGAAUUAUUGCCUCCUAAACAGACCUGUGGGAGUGCUGUCAUGUAGCACCCUCUGCUGGACAGUAUGUGCCAUAACAGACCCACGAGAAACGAAGGACAGCAGUUCUGCAGGCAUCGGUACUCACAUCAUCCCCAUCGCCACCAUUUUUUCCUUCUUCAGGCACUCUUUUAUAUAUUGGGAGAGAAUUGAAGAACAUGUGGUGCUUUCUGUGAAAGCUGUGUAAUAUGAUACAUCUGCAUGGAGGAGUGGCAUGGUGCCAGCAGUAAUGGAGCCCUGUGGGAGAAGGCUUGAGGAUUGACCCUCUGUUAUUGACUGACUUGGGAGGCGGACAUAUUUGGGUUGAUAUUCGGACUAAACCCCCAACUGUAUGCUUGGGAUAUGCUCAAGAUAUGUGUGGCUAGCGUCACAAAAAAUGGCAACACUGCAUUUGGAUCCUGUGCAGCUGUGGCCACUGAAACAUCAAGAGUGAACGCUCCCUAUUUAAUUCAAUUGACCCAUAUUAUGAUAUAUGUAUAAAAAAAAAAAUGUCCCGUAAACUACAUGUUGAUAUUUUAAUUAAUAGCCUUUUUGAAAAAUUAUUCCUUCAACAGCUUUCCUUUCUGAGAAUUUGUCCAUGAGAUGUUCAAAUACAAAACUGAGUGUUAGCAAUAAGGUAUUCUAUUUGAAACCUUCUUUUUCAAUCUCUCCGAAUGGCAGCUCUGAUCUGACUUAUUGCAGGUGUGUCCGUGCAGAUGUAUGCCGACUGCCCCUGAAUGCUUCAUAAACGUUGUUGUAUUAUAUCCAAUAGCCUUCGAGUCAACCUCACUAUAUCACAUCUGAUUCAUCAGUGUCAGAUUGGAUUGCCAUUUUCAAUGCCUCAUUUAAAAAGUUUUGCCUUGAAUCUAAUGUUGUGACGCUUGGGUAUCAUAUGACUCAUAAAUGUCUGAUGUGAUAGAAUAAUCCAAAUGCAUGUGCUAUUUAUUCAUGUCAUAUAGUAUGAAUU